Messenger RNA from Capsicum annuum, 1454 nucleotides. Its product is annotated as protein SPIRAL1-like 1. NCBI's taxonomy places the organism in Eukaryota, Viridiplantae, Streptophyta, Magnoliopsida, Solanales, Solanaceae. The coding region runs from base 1078 to 1362 and encodes 94 amino acids. The transcript is spliced from 5 exons. The record is from RefSeq and is a predicted model, not a curated record. Gene Ontology annotation, biological process: cortical microtubule organization. Gene Ontology annotation, cellular component: cortical microtubule, transverse to long axis.
CCUAAAUAGCUUUAGCAUCGGUUGAGAGCUCUCAUUUUCCCCAAAUCGACCCUCUCUCAUUUUCCCCCAAAUCGAUUGAGAAGUCUGACGGUCAUUGCUACUCCGGCGGGCCUCGUGCUUUAUUUUUCCCCUUUUGGUGGACUGGGUAUCUGGAGAUUGUUUGACAUCUGCGCUAUUGCUCUGGUGGCUAUUUGUUGUUUGGCUAGAGCCUAUACCGUAGAUGGGUGCUUCAUCGACGUGUGAGACCGUUGGUUGUUCUACCAGUACAUCCUGAUUGAAAGCCUAUGCCAGCUUACUGGGAAGCCUUGCUGCGAAUAUAUCUCAACGUCUGUUUGCUUGAGAAAAGAGCUUCCCUUGCAGAAAAUUUGGUUGUAUGGGAGGCUAUUUUAAAGGUUGCUCCCACUGAUAGUUCAUAUUAGUCCUAAUUCAUUGGCUGAUUUAUGCACCAUAGUUUUGCAUUGGAAGCUUGGGAAAGUCAAAUUCAUGGGCUCAGGUGCACAAUGUCUGUGUUGAUGGAGCAUAUCUUUCCAAUACAAAAAUAGUGUCGGGAUUAAGACUUGGCAGGGAGGUCCAGGACUUGUGAGAAAGAUUAGCUUUAUGAACGUGUGGAUGGAAAAUGUGUCAAAUCCCAUCAUAAUUGAUCAAUAUUAUUGUGAUUCUCUACUGCCCUGCCCAAACCAGUUGCAGGUGAGAUAGACUAUUGUGAUCAAUAUAUGCAUGGCUGUGGAGCUGAUACAGACUAUGAAUGAUAACUACCUUAAUGUCUGACGGUGUUCCUGGACUUCAGGCAUGUUACAAAGAGUUGAUUUCUCAUGUGGUCACUCAAAUAAUAGUUAUUCUCAGAUUAAGAUAAUAACUCUUAGUUGAGUGACUAAAUGAGAAAUCUACCCAUAUUAAAAAUGGCUAGUUGACGCGAAAACAGUAAAUGCACAGAGUAUUGAUAACUCUAGCAUUUCAUCUGUAUUCUGCCUUUUAUUAGGUUUGCAGAGAUAAAUUACAGAAACCUCAGAUUUGGGAAGAUGUGCCUCAGCUGAAUGGGUUGUUUAUGUAACUCUUUAACAAGAGAAAAUUGGAGAUAUGGGCCGCGGAGUCAGCUAUGGAGGAGGGAAAAGUUCAUUGGGAUACUUAUUUAGAAGCGGUGAGGUGCUAAAAUCAACCACGACAAAGGCACCAGCUGUUCAAAGUGAAGGGCCGGCAAUAAAUAAGGAGCUAGCUUCAAAGCCUGCUGUUUCUGCUGUAGUUGAUGCUACUAAGCAGAUUGCUGCUGGUAUUCAGAGCACCGCUUCGAGAAACCAUUUUAGGUCAGAUGGUCAAAAUAUAGGUAACUUUAUCACGGUAUUGCCCUCGCGUCAAUUAGGAUGAUGUCUUUGAAAUGCGUGUAUGGAUCCUUUUUAUUGUUUGCUGGAGAAAUAUUUUUGAUUAUUCAAGGUAGAGUAAUAUAAAUAGCUUGCUUU